This is a messenger RNA of Schistosoma margrebowiei, 252 nucleotides long. NCBI's taxonomy places the organism in Eukaryota, Metazoa, Platyhelminthes, Trematoda, Strigeidida, Schistosomatidae. The record is from the annotation of a GenBank genome assembly.
AUGAACCUUAAGAAAAAAGUAUCUUUGGCUCGUUCCAACCAAUCACAAUCAGUUUGUGAUCAAGAUGAAUUAAAAAUUGCAAAGGUGAAUGAUUCAUCUAUGGAGAAUGCUAAUAGGCAACGACAAGAACAAUUCUAUAUACGCAACAAUAAUGUUACUGCAUCAGACAAUAGUUGUACAAAUCAAAUAAACUAUUUUGAAGUCUGUUCAAAGGCAGCUAAACAGAUUAUUUCGAAAGAGGUAAAUAUCUAA